AUGUGUGUGUGUGUGUGUGGGUGUGUGGGUGUGUUUUUUUGUGUGGUCAUCGUGAGCCGCCUCCGGGCGUUUGAGGUGGAUAUUCCCAGCUCUAACUUGGACGCGGCGGCAGCUGCCACGGAUGCUGCCUUGCAGCGGCUGCCGAAAGAAUCCCUUCCACGUCGACUGGCUGCGCUCAUCCCAGAUGGUUUGGCGCUGCCUGAGUCCGUGUUUAACGGCACCACCAGCUACUAUCGCCCGACUGAGCGGGCCCUCCUUGCCGCCGCAGCUCUGUCCUCCCUGGAGGUGAACCUUGAUGGCGGCGAGGGCUUUGGCGUUGGCCGCUUGGCGGGGGCGGAGCUGCCGGCGCCGGAGCGCCCCGCGAGCUUGGAUCCGCUCUUCGGUCCUUUGGGAAGAUCUCCGGUGGCUCGCGAACGGGCUUUGGACGCCUCCCAGUACCUCCGCCUGGCCAUCUCCGGAGCCGUCUGCAGCGCGGUGGUCCGUGCGGUGCUGCAGCCUCUGGAGGUCGUCAAGACCACUCAGCAGCUCAGCCCUCCCAGUGAGAAGAAUGCAGGGGAGACGGGGGACUUCCAAAGCACGGCGAAGAGCCUUCUGGAAGCCGGAGGCUUUGGUGCUCUGUACAAAGGGACAGAUGCCACAGUCCUGGCCACUGGUGUCAUGGGCUUUGCCAGCUUCGGACUGAACGAGCUCUUCAGGCGGAGCCUGGAAUCAAUGACUGGUGACACAACCGGUCAACCUAGCGCCUUGCUGGUGCUUGGCGCAUCGAUUGCGGCUGUGUUCGUUUCAGGCUUCAUCGCUGCACCGUUUGAAACCUUGCGCGUGCGCGUGAUGGCCCCCACAGAGAGCCGCUCCUGGGGAGAGUUGGCCACCGAAGCUGUGAGCAAAGGAUUCUCUGAGCUUUGGGCAGGCCUCGGACCCUUCUGGGCUAGGGAGAUUCCCUUCUCUGCAUGCAAGUUCCUCGUGUUCGAUCUGGCUUCACGUGGCCUUUUCAGCUUGUUCCCGGCAGCCGCGGAUGCCGCAAGCCUGCAGAUCUCGGCUGUGGCCGGCUCCAUCGCCGGCCUGGCCUCUGCCGUGGUCUCCAACCCCGCCGAUGUCAUCAUAACACAGAUCUCCUCAGGAGAUGCUGCAGGUCGCAGGUCUCCCGGCAAGCUCGAUCUGUGGAAGGGCCUGGGCGCUCGCAGUGUAUACUUUGCUGCAGCCAUUUGCGCCCAGUUCCUGCUGUACGACUCUGUGAAGGAGUUGCUGGGCGUGGGCUCCGGGGACCUCCAGCUGGUCCUCGAUGUCUUCGGCAUAUCGCAAACUGCUGAGUUGAGCUUGUCCCUGCAAUCACCGGGUGGUGCCGUCCUGCACUUCGCGGCAAAAGCAGUUUCGGUGCUGUUUGCGGAGCCUGCACAUGCGAACCACGAUGUGCGGAGGGCUACAUCCUCGAAGGCCCGGGGCAAGCUGCGAGGUUUGUUCUCGACAAAGAUCAAGUUGCUUCUGGCAGUUGCGAGCAGCAAUGGGCUGCUCCUGACUUGCAGUGGUGAAGAGUUUGCUGCUGUCUGCGACACUAAGGCUGGUUCCAUCGACGUUUCAGUGUAUCGGUCUGAACUGCUCUGCCCCAGUCGGCAUUCCAUUCGGAGGGCCAGUGCUGAGCUUCUCGUGGAGCAGCUGACCUUUUGCUGCCAGUGUAGAAAUGGCUACACCCCAAAUCUGGACGGCUUGCCUUGGGAUCCAGUGCUGCGGAAGAGCAUCCUUCCCUGUGUCGCGGGGGUCCUCGCACCGUCGACCUUCACUUGUCUGGGAAUGCCCUGCCAGGUGCCACGCACAGGCUCGGGGGAGGGGCAGAUCUUGAACGCCCACGCGCUGCGCCCGUGCUCCAUAGACUUGCCGGAGAUUCCGCACCUGGGCUUCUGCGACCCCCUUUGCCGGGACGGAUGGCAUCCGAACGUCUCUCUGAUACAGUGCGUGGCUUCAAACCUGGCUUCCCUCUUCGAGUGCCUGGGCAACUCCUGUCCCGCACCCAAGCUGGUUCAGUUUGCCGAAGCGGUGACGUGCCAAGAGGGCCCGGAAGCGGAGCACGAAGGAAUUUGCACGCCCAACUGCAAGCCAGGGUACCGUCCAAGUGCGGAGGUACUGACUUGUCGAAACGGUGUCUUAACGCCCUUCAGAUACGAGUGCUUCCCGGAAAACUGCACCGCCCACUUCGAACUGCCAUGGGCCUUGCCGCCUUCGCCCGGCUACAACCGGUCUCUAGGCAUCAACAGCCCACUCGUCGAAUGGGUUCCGCCAGAAGCGAGGACCUGUGCGGAAGGGCCCAGCAUGUUCCACCGCGGACGUUGUACCGCUCAAUGCUUGCCUGGAUAUGAGCCGGACAUACCGUUCCUUUCCUGCAACCUGGGCAACUUCAGUCCACCAGUGUACCAGUGUGUGGGCCAGCCCUGUCAGGCAUUGCAGGGCAUUCCGGAUGCUCCUGCCUUGACGUGCGAGGAAGGCACCGUCCUGGAGCACGGCGGGUCCUGCACCACGAAGUGCGACUAUGGCUUCGUCCCCUCCGAUGCAGUGCUGAGUUGCAAUGCGACGGUGCUGGAUCCCGCGAACUAUACUUGCAUGGGCACUGCUUGCAACGCUCCGGCCGGUGUCGCAAACGCCCCGGCCAUGCCGUGCGUGGAGCCGCCCGAGAACCUGACUCACGGAAGCAUUUGCACGACACAGUGCUUGUCGGGGUUCGUACCCAGCACACCGGUGCUGCACUGCUACGGAGGACAGCUGAGUGCUCAUCCAGAAUGCCACCCUUGCAGGCAGUUUAACCCAAAGCGAGGGACCAGCUCGUGCCGCUUUGGUUCCACGUGCAAUUUCUGUCAUCAUCCUGAUCACAAGCGCUCCAAACAUCGGGGGCAGCGAGGACGCCACGCCGUGCAGCGCCGAGAAUUCCAGGAAGAGCGUGCAGCGGCGGCAGUGGUGAAUCCACGUCUCGCUGCCCUGGACCGCAUCUACUCAGAACCGAACCAACUCGUCGAGGCCGCGCGGGCGGCGAUGCAGCGGACAUGUGCCAAGUUGCGCGAGGCAGUGGAGCAGGAGCUGGACAAGCGGAUGUGGCAAAGCGGGAUGGAUGCCCAGUGUUUGAGGCCCGACAGUGUGCGGAUCAAGUGCUCCAAUGCGAACCCAGAGUCGGAUGUUUCGAUUCUCCCCGACUUGAAUAAAAGGAGCAAGUGGUUGACAGGAACCUUGCAUCUGCUGAUAAAGAAGUAUCAGGACAGCACGGACAACAGCCAGUCUUCCAAGUUCGAGCUCAUCGCAGAAUCUGUGAGGCAGAACCUCUCAGCAUUGCAGAGAGACUUCGAGCAAGUCUUGCAAGCAAUCGAGGGGCUCAGUGACCACUUGAAGAACCACAGCUGGCUGGAAGACACCGUGGCAGAUCUGUUGCAGAAGGACUUCGACCUGGAUGCGAUCAAGGAUCUAUGCGAGCUGCUCCACUUUCUUCUCCUACCCGGAGACGGAGAACACCUGAGCAAGCUUGAUGCGAGGACGAUGAAAGGUCUCGUGCAAGAGGUGCAGCGAAUCUUGGACAUGCAGAGAACCAACCUCCUCGAAGGGCCCGCGAGCUUCGAGUGCAUCGAGGAGUCGGUGUGGCUCGGCUACGAGCCCUCGGACGACACCAUUGCCCAGGCGUGGGCCGAAAACGUAGCCGCCGCUGGGCUGCGUGACGGCACAGCCCUGGCCUGCUUCAAGGAUGAGCUCAGCCUGGCCAUACACUGCGUGGUUUUGCUGGCCUCCGUGACGACGACGCGGCAGGGCCAGUGGAGCGCAGUGACCGGGCCGCAGGUGGAGGAGUUUGUCCUGGAACCCCUUACCUUGGACAAGGCAGUCGCAUGCUACCGAAUCACAGGUGGGAGCACGAUGUGCCGUGCUCUGGAGCUCGUCUCCGAGUCGGUGGUGCAGGGUGCGGAGGUGCUGCUGAGCGCAGCUGAGACCUACCACAUCUCGCUGGCAAGCCUGGCGGACGGGGCAGCGGUCUGCUUCCAACAAGGUUUGGACACCUGGCGAUGCCGGCUCCUGGACGUGGGAAGCUCGAGCCUCUCAAUGGGGCCCGAGCUGGUCCUGCCUGGAACUCUCUCGGGGCUCGCCUUGGCCAGCCUCGGCUCUUCGCGGCUCGUGGCUUGCGGUGCAGGCUCCGUCGAGGGCCGUUCCUACUGCCACCUCCUCGAGGUGUCAGGCUCCAUGCUGAGCAACAUCAGCUCCGUGCAGGUAAGCACCGAGGCUGCGUUUCUCGUCGCGACCCACCUCACCUCGCCGAGCGACGCCGUCCUCCUCUGCUUCUCGGACUGGAGCUCCGUGAGCGCGGUGUGCAAGGUGCUUGAAGCGAGCGGUGAUGCACUUGUGGAGGCGGGGAACGUGACAGUGGACCACGGUGUCACUCGCUACCUGAGCGUUGGUGCCGUGUCUGCCAGCCGUGCUCUGCUCUGCAUGGAGCGCCAGGGCCCUUUGCUGGAACACUGUGUGGAUCGACGUCUUCAGUGCGAAGACUGGGCUGCAGCCGGAGAGUGCGGCUUCAACCCGAAGUUCAUGUUCGACCUGUGUCCUCACACCUGCGGGGUCUGCACGCAGGUUGGACCGAGCCAGGGCAGGUGCCACGUCGUGGGCAUGUCUGACGGUAUCUUGCAAGCAGGACCCGAGGCUGUCGUGAACGAUGGCAUCUCGUGGAACUUCGCUGCGGCUGUGGUGCGGAGCGACACCGCGUUGGUGUGCUUCUCCGACUCCACGCGCCGAGAUGCUGCAAGGUGCCGGACUGUUUGGGGCCCUCGCAACUGGGAUCCGCUGGAGGUGAGGGCCUGCUCGGAGAACGUGUCGGCCAGCUGUGUGCCGUGA
Symbiodinium sp. CCMP2456 is the source of this 4848-nucleotide messenger RNA. Lineage: Eukaryota; Dinophyceae; Suessiales; Symbiodiniaceae. The record is from the annotation of a GenBank genome assembly.